UUUUAACGGUUCGGUCUAUAGUUGAGUCGCUACAGCUGCACUCAAGAUUUUUACUGGAAUCUGAGUUGGGUGUGACAUUGUCUAGUCACCGCCAAAGGAUACACUGGCACUGUCUGGUGUAAGUUGAAAGUAUUAGGGUUAAUUUAGUUCUGCUGUAAAGGAAUAUCACGCCCAGCCUCCGACAAGUCCUGCCGGUAACGGUGCUCGGCCCCGUCAUGUCGUUAUGCUUGAGUAUUGGCUGCUAUCCGGCAAAUUAUGCAGAUUUCUGGAGGAGGAGGAGGGCUUGAGGCUGGGCCAGCGGAAUGCUACGUGUCUCGGUAGUCCCUUUUAAAAGCCCGUCGUCUUCUUCGAUUACCGUAGCCAAAAGUUUGUUACGACUCGAGCGAGCGGCAGACCUUGUCACCACCCAGGCCCGUGUGUGUGUGUGUGUGUGUGUGUGUGUGUAUGUGUGUGAAGCCCGGUCCGUCGGCGGUGUUAGACUCUUGCGAAAUGUCCGGAGUGAAAAAGCUAAGAACGGACCUCAACAGGUCAACCAAUGUGGUGUACCAGGCCCACCAUGUCAGCCGGAGCAAGAGAGGGCAGGUCGUGGGUACCAGAGGAGGCUUCAGAGGCUGUACCAUCUGGCUCACCGGUUUGUCUGGUGCUGGGAAGACUACCAUCAGUUUUGCCCUGGAAGAGUAUCUCGUGUCCCAUGCCAUCCCUUGCUACUCACUGGACGGAGACAACAUUCGCCAUGGCCUGAACAAGAAUCUGGGCUUCUCCGCCGAAGACCGUGAGGAAAACAUCCGUCGCGUUGCUGAGGUGGCCAAACUGUUUGCAGAUGCUGGGCUGGUUUGCAUCACCAGUUUCAUCUCCCCCUUCGCCAAGGAUCGUGUUGAGGCGAGGAAGAUCCAUGCGAGCGCCGGGCUACCAUUUUUCGAAGUGUUCAUCCAUGCUCCUCUUGAGGUGUGUGAGAGCAGAGAUGUAAAAGGACUUUACAAGAAGGCUCGGGCUGGCGAGAUUAAAGGUUUCACUGGGAUUGAUUCCGAUUAUGAGCGUCCUGAGGUGCCAGAGCUUGUACUGAAAACGGGAGAACUCUCAGUGAACGAAUGCCUCCACCAAGUGCUGGAGCUGCUCAGAGACCAGAAUAUUGUACCAGGCGAGAUCAUGGAGGAGGUGAAUGAACUCUUUGUUCCGGAGAACAAGCUGACUCUUGCUGUGGCUGACGCAAACACGCUUCCCACCAUCAGCAUCACCAAGUUGGAUCUACAGUGGGUGCAGGUUUUGGCAGAGGGCUGGGCUAGCCCUCUUAAGGGUUUCAUGAGAGAGAGAGAGUUCCUCCAGGUCUUACAUUUUGGCAACCUGCUGGAUGGUGGGGCCAUCAACUUGUCUGUUCCCAUUGUCCUGGCUGUUAGCAAUGAGGCCAAGCAGGAGCUGGAUGGCUGUGCGGCUGUAGCUCUGGAGCACCAGGGUUCACGAGUGGCUAUUCUCAGGAACCCAGAGUUCUAUGUACACCGCAAGGAGGAACGCUGUGCCAGACAGUGGGGCACCACUUGUCCACAGCACCCUUACAUUAAGAUGGUUAUGGAGGGAGGUGAUUGGCUGGUGGGUGGCGACCUGGAGGUGCUGGAGCGAAUCAAAUGGAAUGAUGGACUUGACCAGUACCGCCUUACUCCACAGGAGCUCAAGCAGAGGUUCAAAGACAUGAAAGCGGACGCAGUAUUUGCAUUCCAGCUGCGUAACCCAGUCCACAAUGGUCACGCCCUGCUGAUGCAGGACACCAAGCGCCGUCUGCUAGAGCGAGGAUACAAGAAUCCAGUCCUCCUGUUGCACCCACUUGGCGGCUGGACUAAAGAUGAUGAUGUGCCUCUGGACUGGCGGAUGAAGCAGCAUGCUGCUGUCUUGGAGGAGGGUAUCCUCGACCCAGCAAGCACCAUUGUUGCCAUCUUCCCCUCACCUAUGAUGUAUGCUGGACCCACAGAGGUGCAGUGGCAUUGUAGAGCCAGAAUGAUUGCUGGAGCAAAUUUUUACAUUGUUGGCCGAGACCCAGCAGGCAUGCCUCACCCAGAGACUAAGCAGGACCUGUAUGAACCCACCCAUGGAGGCAAGGUCCUCACCAUGGCCCCGGGCCUCACCUCUGUGGAGAUCAUCCCCUUCAGGGUAGCCGCCUACAACAAGACUAAGAAGGCUAUGGACUUUUAUGACCCAGAGCGACAUACUGAGUUUGAGUUCAUCUCUGGAACCAAGAUGAGGAACUUGGCUCGGAGUAAAGAGUACCCUCCCGAUGGUUUCAUGGCCCCCAAGGCCUGGAAGGUGUUGGUCGAAUACUACAUGUCUCUUCAAAAGGACGAGUAAUCAACACAAUGCUCAGAUCACCAGUCAGCAGUAUAAUAUAAAAUAAUAUAGUUAGUUCUUAAAGGGGGUUACAUAUACAUCACAUCCAUCCCUCCAGGAGUUUUUAGAUAGAUUCUUCUUUUAUCUUAUACAAAAAAUGGUAUUUAGAUUGAUGAACUUAGAUUGCUAUAAAUAAUGAGUAAUUCUGGCAGGGGUGGGUGUUUUGUCUUCGCCAAAUCAAAAUGACUUGUCUUAAGCAGUUUAAGCAUUACAUUUUUACAUUCCUAUAAAACUAUGUGAUUUAUAAAUCCAUUGUAUGUUUAUAUACAUAUUAACUUAAGCUAUGUAUUUUAAUAAAUUAAAAGUAACUUGAGAUUCUUUUUUAAAUUUUAUAUUUUAAGUUUAGGAGCACGUCCCAAGACAGGGAAAUGAUUUUGGAUAUUUACAUGUAAUAUCUAAAGGAAUGCAUGACAUAAACAUGUAGAUUUCACUUUUCGUAGCAUUUUAAGGCAGUUUUGUCACAGUCUGUCAAGUUACUUGUAUGACCUCAAUGAAAGUUACAUGCAGUUUUAUCACUACCUACAGUGCCUGUUGUUUCACAUGUAUGGAUGUUAAUUAAUUCAUCAUGUUAAUGUGUCAUAUUAUUGUGAACCACAACAUAGAUUUUUUUUUUUUUAUAAUGUGAAAGUGCCUUUCUCUCAAAUGUCAACAUUCAUAAAAAAGAGAAAUUGUUUAAAUAUCUUGUCGGCAUUUGCCUGAAAUGCAUCUGAGAUUUGUGUGACUUUAUAAAGUGGGGAAGUGCAUUCGUGUAAUAAAGGCCUGCAGUUUUAGGAAGAUGAAAGUGAGUAUGUAAAAUGCAGUAAUAAAAGGAAAUUAUUUGUUA
This is a messenger RNA of Seriola aureovittata, 3196 nucleotides long. RefSeq names its product bifunctional 3'-phosphoadenosine 5'-phosphosulfate synthase 2-like. Gene Ontology annotation, biological process: 3'-phosphoadenosine 5'-phosphosulfate biosynthetic process; sulfate assimilation. Lineage: Eukaryota; Metazoa; Chordata; Actinopteri; Carangiformes; Carangidae. The record is from RefSeq and is a predicted model, not a curated record. The transcript has 12 exons. Gene Ontology annotation, molecular function: ATP binding; sulfate adenylyltransferase (ATP) activity; adenylylsulfate kinase activity. Bases 445 to 2334 code for a protein of 629 amino acids.